This is a messenger RNA of Drosophila virilis, 905 nucleotides long. RefSeq lists its product as uncharacterized. Lineage: Eukaryota; Metazoa; Arthropoda; Insecta; Diptera; Drosophilidae. The record is from RefSeq and is a predicted model, not a curated record.
CUUUGCUACUGGUACGCACAAUGCAUAAGCGCUCCAAGAAACCCGUGUGGGUGCUUUUCAAGAUUUUCGAGCUCUUGAUAAGCUCCAUUUCUGGCUAUGUGCAUUUAAACGGUCUCAAUGAUGGAAUUCCUCAUAUCUUUUUACCGUGCGCCACAUUCGGAAGCGGCAGCAUCAUUGGAAUUCUCAGCUUGGUCGGAACUUUUUUCGCCGACCAGCUCACCAUGUGGUUUGAGGCCCUAACCAGCGGUACCUUGGGCACGUUGUAUCUGGCCAACGUUUAUGCGCACAUGUAUCUGGUGCAGCAUAACAAGAUGUUGCCGUUUCUCAAAGAUCUCGAGGAGGAAAAGGACGGCUACAUAAUUUGCUGCAAAAGAAAUGCCAUUUUGAGUUUGUAUGCAGUUGCCAUCUAUUAUCUGCAUUGCACCUUUGCGCUGGAUAUUCUCCUUUUUCCAGGAAGUGGUCCGUUUUCAAAGGAUGUGCCGCGCAGCAAACGUCGACUUAAAUUAUACUUUAUAAGCAAGGACGUUGAGCGUUACGUUAGUCGUUUUCGUUGGUUUCAACUGCUCACCGCCAGCGUUCUGACCAAGGUCGCAGAAAGGAAGCCAUCAUAUUUUGAAAAUGUUAUUCGUAGCAAGCCAACAUAUAUUGGACGUGUUAAUCGUAGCAAGCCUAGCGUUUGAAAUUUUUCGAUAUUUGCGCCAUCGAUAAAUAUUCAGAGCAGCUGUUUGCCAUAACAGCCCUGUCUUAUUGCGCGCCCAAAUUUACAGCUGUUUUGAAACCUUUGGCUAUGCGCUGUUAUUGUAAUCUAUUUAGUUUAGUGUUUUUGGUGUGCGCAAAAUAUUUAGCGUUUUGGAUAAAAUUACAGUGUGUCGUGUUUUGCAAAACUUUUAUAACAACAACUACAA